Aspergillus niger is the source of this 930-nucleotide messenger RNA. RefSeq lists its product as uncharacterized. NCBI's taxonomy places the organism in Eukaryota, Fungi, Ascomycota, Eurotiomycetes, Eurotiales, Aspergillaceae. The coding region runs from base 1 to 930 and encodes 309 amino acids. The record is from RefSeq and is a predicted model, not a curated record. Gene Ontology annotation, cellular component: mitochondrion. The transcript is spliced from 3 exons.
AUGGCGCCCCAGAAAUCUGUGACAGAGGUGCCCCGUUCCCUUAUUCCCCGUCUGACUUGGAACGGCUCCUCUGCCCGUACUACUAUCACUUCUCCCCAGACUACUGCCCUACCAGCGAAGCGCCAACAAAAGCAACAUAUGGUACGGGGCUGGAUUUCUGUCGGACGACAACUGCAUACUUCGACUUCCCGGUCCGCUACUCGCUUAAUAGUCCCCGCAACAUCCCGAGAUCUAGGCACAUCAUCGAUCGCAAGACGGUUCCCUUCCACAACCAAGCCGACCAGUCAACCAGCCGCACCCCUCGGAAACCCCAUCCGGCAUAACGGUGUCUAUGUCGCCGUAUUCACUCCUGCUCGGAGAGCUUUCCAUGCUUCCGCUUCGCGCCAGCGCGACCAUCACUUUGAUACGUUGAAAUUCGUCCAGCGAUUGAAAGACGAGGGGUUUAGCGAAGAGCAGGCUGUUGCCAUGAUGCGGGUUCUGAACGACGUCAUUCAGGAAUCCAUCCAGAACUUGACCCGCACAAUGGUGCUUCGGGAAGACACGGAACGAUCAGCCUACACACAGAAAGUCGACUUUGCCAAACUCCGCUCCGAGCUCCUCAACGCAGAUUCUACCGAAGCGCAAUUGACUCGCUCGUCGCACGAAAAGAUCGCCGCUGAUCUCGCCAAACUCAACUCGCGUCUACGCGAUGAGAUCGGUCGCACGCAGGCAUCGGUGCGUCUUGAUCUGAAUCUGGAGAAAGGUCGUAUCCGGGAAGAAGCCAAUGGCCAAGAAAUGCGUAUAAAGGAGACCGAAACGAGAAUUGAGCAGGAAGUGGCUGGGCUGAGAGAGCGUGUAGAGGCUGUCAAGUUCUCCACGUUACAAUGGCUCAUGGGCGUAUGCACUGGUACCGCUGCUCUGAUUCUUGGUGCUUGGCGUCUUUUCAUGUGA